CGUGUGUGUGUGUGCAUGCAAGAGACGGUGGAGAGAGCUAGGGCCCCUCCCCCUCACAGUGCGGAGGAAUACAGUGAGUCGUACAGCAGUGGUUCGUCUCGCCUGCCCGCCUCCUUCAAGCCUCGUUCAGUGGCAGCCGUCCAUUUCCUAUCUCCCCGUAGCGUUAGCAGACCAGCGUUUCCUACUAAAACAGACAUGGCUGACCAACUAACAGAAGAGCAGAUUGCAGAGUUCAAGGAGGCCUUCUCCCUGUUUGACAAGGAUGGCGAUGGUACCAUCACCACUAAGGAGCUGGGCACAGUCAUGAGGUCACUGGGACAAAACCCAACUGAGGCCGAACUCCAGGACAUGAUCAACGAGGUGGACGCUGAUGGCAAUGGGACCAUUGACUUCCCCGAGUUCCUGACAAUGAUGGCAAGGAAGAUGAAGGACACUGACAGCGAGGAGGAGAUCAGAGAGGCAUUCAGGGUCUUUGAUAAGGAUGGCAACGGUUACAUUAGCGCUGCAGAGCUGCGUCAUGUGAUGACUAACCUGGGAGAGAAGCUGACAGAUGAGGAAGUAGACGAGAUGAUCAGAGAAGCAGACAUCGAUGGAGACGGCCAGGUCAACUAUGAAGAAUUUGUUCAGAUGAUGACCGCCAAAUGAACUGGGUUCAAAGCAAAGACGAAGAAUCAGUCAAAUGUUUCACUUACCUCUUAUUGCAAAAAUCUACAUUUAUUCAUAAUGUUCUGUAUAGACAACUUAAACUGAAUGUUGGAAGACUGAAAUUCUGUUCAUAAAAACAAGCUCAAAAAGACAAAAAGAAAAUCCUAAAUGAAUCUGCAUGUACUGGCUUGUAUUCCCCGCCCCCCAGCGCUGUGCUGCCCAAUCAGAUCUCAACAUGUUAGCUGAGCAGCCUCUCUGCAGCUGGCUGGUUUGGCCUCUGCUCCUCUGCUUCCUGGUUCCAUCUGCCUGAUGUCAUGAUGAUUCUAUGGGCUGGCCAAUCGCAUUUCUUCCUGACUUCCUGUUUUCUUUCUUUCUGUUCUUCAUGCAUGCAGCUUUAGAUGGGUUACUGUUGGGGGGCCCAAUGGCAGGGGGCUGUCAUUGGGUCUCAGGUUGGUCUGGGACCCACUGAGAGGAGGGAGGGUUAGUUGUUGGAUGGAUGGGAGUGAGUAAACCAGCGGAAACAUUGCAGUUUGCUCACCUAAAUCAAGUCAGUGACGACAGAUAUUUUUAAGAAAAAUAUUAAAAUGGAAUAAAUAAGAACUCAUUUUAGAUUCUGUGUUUCUGGCAUGUCAGGAUACUCGCUUUAUCCUUUGUGUGUUUACCUUUUUGAGGGGGAAGCUUGGGUGGGGUGUAGAUUUGAGCCCCUUGGAUGUUGGCUGUGUUAUAGAUUAUUUGGAGGGGUGGGGGGACUUUCAAGAAAAUUAUAAACAUGAGACAUUUUUGGGGCAAUAUUUGACAGUUUCUGCAGAGAUGGAUAACUAAUUGUUGGUAACAGUAUAUUGCCUCAAAGAUUGCAUGUUUAUCUGGUGUCUUCGGGGGGGGGGUUGAUUUCAGUUUAGUGGGGACGGGGUCGGUGCUUUGCAGCAUUUCUAUCUUGUGUUUGUGUGAGUUUGCGUGUGUAAGUGUGUGUGUGUGUGGGUGCGGCGAGGCCCGGCCCAGUCCAACUGUUCUGUUCAGUUCAGUUGAUCUGCAUUCCAAGUUGUACAUGCUAGUCUUUACAUUUUGUUUUUCCAAUAAAAUACCAUGAACUAACA
Labrus bergylta (ballan wrasse) is the source of this 1739-nucleotide messenger RNA. RefSeq names its product calmodulin-1. The record is from RefSeq and is a predicted model, not a curated record. Lineage: Eukaryota; Metazoa; Chordata; Actinopteri; Labriformes; Labridae. Gene Ontology annotation, molecular function: enzyme regulator activity; calcium ion binding.